AAUGUCGUUCCAUCCUCAUCCUGUCUCGUCUUCUCAGAUUAGCUCUUUCUUUGGGAUCUGAUUGUGAUUUCGAUAAUCCGAAUGAUUGAUUGUACCCACUGAUCAGCUCAAACAUCUCUGCAAUUCUUACGAGUAGAUUUGGCCAUUUUCUUUUACCGGGUAGCUCUUCGGUUAUAAGGGUUUCGAAGAGCCUAAAUAGAAAGAUAUAAUGCGGCUGAGCUCCGAUCUACUCCUCUCUUUGGUUCCUUCGUUGACUUUCUAUCAUUCUUCUAAUCGUUUGAAACCUCUCGAAAAGAGUGAUUGGCGUGGUAAUCUUAGUUGAUCUUUCCCUCCCUUCUCGUUUUUUUCUUUCUCUUAGAUCCCUUUGUUCCAUCUCCACCUUGGUCUGGUUCUAAAAGCUAAUUGAAGAAGAGAGCUUGUGAUCUCUCCUUGUUAGGCAGUGACCGUUCUUAAGUUAUUGUUUUUGCUAUAAUUGGAUAUGAGCUCAGUCUGUGGUGGGUUGGAUUACAAAGAUGCAGAGUCGAGCAGCUCUGCUUCUAGUUCUAAUAAUGGCUCGAAUCAUAUCUCUGGUACUGGAUCUGACGAUGCUCAAGAAUCUGAUGGGGAUGAUAGUGGUGGUUAUAUACACCAAUAUGUGAAUGAAGACUCCAAAUACAUCAUCAAACCGAUUCUCAAUUCUUCGGUUGAUGAUGGUGAAGGUGAAGACAAGAACCUUGCCACCGCUGAGAGUAUGACCGCUGUUACCGUCAUCCCAGCCAUUAAAGGCAGCCGAGAGAAGUAUGGCAAGUCCCUGGAGAAGCUGAGUGUGUCAUGGGCUGAAGAUGUGUAUGAUCCUCCACCCUCCCUUGUAUCUCACACGAGGAGCAAGAAACUGCAACCGCAGAAAUCAAAGAGCAGAGAUAGCUUGAAGAAGAAUGGAAAGAAGGGGCAAAAGGGGAGCAGCAAUUCUUCAUCUUCAUCAUCCCGUGGCAGCAAAGACAAGAAAUCUUCUUCUUCUCGCAGCAAACACAGUCGUGAUAAUAAGUUCGGAUGGGCCACACAAACGUCUAUUGUAGCCGCAUCUUCUUGAAUUGUCUGUGGCAUGAAUGACGCACGUGCGUCUUCCUUACUGCUUUGUCUCCUCUCUCUCUCUCUUGUUUAUAUAUAAAUAAAAAGCUAUGGUGUGAAAACUUCUUGAAUUGUUUCUCUUGUUACAAGAGUUACCACUAGUUUUGUAAACCUUGUGAUGUUGUCGGAUUUCAAGUUUAAAAAUUAUCGUAAUCAUUUUGAUAA
Messenger RNA from Brassica napus (rape), 1272 nucleotides. RefSeq lists its product as uncharacterized. The coding region runs from base 479 to 1069 and encodes 196 amino acids. Lineage: Eukaryota; Viridiplantae; Streptophyta; Magnoliopsida; Brassicales; Brassicaceae. The record is from RefSeq and is a predicted model, not a curated record. The transcript is spliced from 3 exons.